Molecule: messenger RNA, 2667 nt
Organism: Gymnodraco acuticeps
Lineage: Eukaryota; Metazoa; Chordata; Actinopteri; Perciformes; Bathydraconidae
Gene: rnf215
Product: ring finger protein 215
Exons: 10
Coding region: 166-1260 (364 amino acids)
Biological process (GO): ubiquitin-dependent protein catabolic process
Molecular function (GO): ubiquitin protein ligase activity
Source: RefSeq, a predicted model, not a curated record
GCCUGUCGUUGUUUACAUUCUCUGAGUGGUCCAGCUAGCUAAUUGGCGAACAGGAAUGACGGCAGCUUCUAUGAAAUGACGGGUGACAUUUGAUUAGGUUUUAAUAUUUAUACACAUUUUUCGUAUUCUCUCGGUGUUGUUGUUGUUGUUGUUGUUGUUCGGGUCAUGGCAAUAGCUCGGUGCUGGUACUGUCUUUGGGUAAUGUUACCGCUCGUCCUGCUGCGGUGGCCGGGGCUGCUGGUCGCCGCGGAGCAGGUCGCUCUGGUGGAGGUUUUCCUGGAGCAGCGGCCCGGCGUCAGCGCUGUGCUCCAGGGGGAGGUGAUGGAGUCCAGCAGGGAGAGCAGCAGGAGCUCCGAGACCCAGGACGAGGACCAGGAGGAGCUGGAGGGAGAGCUGGUCCUGGUUCAGAAUGAGGAGACACAGGUCAACGGAGGAAAAGGUGAGGACGACACCAAAGAGCAGGAGCUGUGGAUCGGGGUGGUGCCUGUGGAGAUGGACGAAAUCAAAGCUUCCACUGGGAACCAAGAGUCCUUCGCUGAUGCAAUGGUCAACAGAAUGAAGCGAGCUUUGGUCCUCGGAGCGUCUGCCCUGAUCAUUCUCGCUCUCAACCAAAACACAGUCAGUGAGAUGGAUCUGUCCCAGGUGCUGUCCAAGCCUAUCAUUGUGAUCCAGACGUCGGAAAAUGUCACAAAGCUGAUCGGAGCUCUGCUCAGGGGUCUUCAAGCUACAGCAAAGAUCACAUACAAGACGAUCCUGCAGGACAACCUGGGGGCCACGCUCACGCUGUGGUCCAGCUGCGGUCGGUCCAGAGGGGGUCCCUACGGAGAGUGGCAGGGGGUCAUCUGCACGGGGGAGACCAACUCUCAGGUCCAGAAGUACCUGCAGCAGCUGUGGGACACGGUGCUCCUGGUGGCUCUGAUCAUCAGCACCGGGGUCAUCGUUCAGGCCCGCUGGCAGCACCAGGACCAGCAGCUCCACGACGACCUGGAGCUCUUUCCUAAACAGGACGUCCUGAAGAGGAUGUCGUCCCUGAAGACCAAAACGUACCUCCAGCCCAAACCGUGGUGUGACCCCUCCCAGUCGGGGGAGGCGGACAACUGUGCGGUGUGUCUGGAGCCAUUCAACAACAACCAGUGCCUGCGGGUGCUGCCCUGUCUGCACGAGUACCACAGAGAGUGUGUGGACCCCUGGCUGCUGCUGCACCACACCUGUCCUCUGUGCAAACGCAGCAUCCUCGGCAGCGUCCGCAGAGACAGUUAACGCCGCCUCUCUUCCAGCUCUGGGAACAAGGUCUCUUCCUCAGUGACACUCAAGUAGCCGUUUUUUUAUCUCCAAACCUCGCCGCUUCCUCCUUCAAGCAAUGGAUUGAGGGACUAAUAAAGACUAAACAGCAGUUUGCUGGCGUCUGGACUGUGGAGGGGUCAGAUGUUGAUAUCUGUCCUUAGCGUGGGUGCAGUCAGGAAGAGAAACAGACGAACAGUAGUAGUGUUAAUACAAUAAUAUGAAGUACUGUUGUGUGUAAACAGUACUACUUCCUGGGAUCAUGUUACUGUAUAUUUGUGGACAUAUCAGUUUGUAUGUGUGAUGUAAAGCAGGGCAGAUAUGACUAAUGUGCUCUCGUGGUCAGUGACACACAAACCACUUCUGCUCUGUUCCUGCAAACAGCAACGAGGCAUCCGCUGAUCUACACCGGAGCGAUUACUGUCGAGUAAAUGCUUCAUGUUUGAAGCAGGGACGAAUCGAUUAACUGUGUUAAUGUUCACUUUAGGUCCAAAUGAUGUCAACAACCACCAUAUUAAAUAAGAGUACACUAGUGUCCACACUUUGCUUCUAAAUGCGGAGGUUCUAUAGUUUGAACAGAUGUGGAAGAAUGGGUCCUUACCAUGCCUUGUGACUGAACUGCAGCAGUGACAGAGACCUCAAACGCAUCUCCUUAAUGAUUAAAAAGGUUAAUAUUUUGUAGAGAAUCAAAGCUAAGUUGGAUUGUUUCCUCAUUUUUAAUGUUGUUUAUCAAUUUUUUCCUUAUCAGACGCUUAGUGUUAAGAAGUCUUAACAGUUUUGUUCUGAGGGUCAAACAGAUUUCACUGUUUCAUCUCAUUCAUCAUGAAAGAGGUCAACGACACACAUACUGUCAUGUAUUUUAAUGUUUAACACACCCAGCUACAUUUGACUUUGAUUAAGUCGUCAACACAUUGUACUGAGAAACAAAGGUAAUGACUCCAACUCGAUGGAUAUCGAACACGUAGUCUUAUAUUUAUUUAUAGUUCUUGGUUUUUCCAAUUGACAUGUGGUAUGUUUCCCUUUUUCACAAAAUGCCUGUACGGCACGUGCUUCCACAACAUCAGGAGGAUUUUCUUUCAUUAUAUUAUUUUGAAGGCUGGACAACAAUGGUGUGAACUGGGUAGAUGUCACGUUAGAGCACUUGAAUGUUACAUGCAUGCAGGUUUUUCACAAGCUCCUCCCACAGGAUGAGAGUAAGAGCAGCACUGGUGUUCAGCAGGUCAGUAACUGUUCCUCCAGCUACAGAAGAGUCUCUCCUUAACCCUGGACGCUUCCUCCUUUUAUUCCUGUUCUGCUUAUCUGAUGUCAAAGGAAUUCAAAUCGUUCACUCUGGAUCUUAAUAAUAAAUGAUUUGUUACUUGGCAAAAAUAAACGUCUUUGUCCUCA